Messenger RNA from Racocetra persica, 282 nucleotides. Lineage: Eukaryota; Fungi; Glomeromycota; Glomeromycetes; Diversisporales; Gigasporaceae. The record is from the annotation of a GenBank genome assembly.
AUGGAAAAAAUACUUCAUUCACUCUUGGCAUCUAAUCACCACGAAAGUGUAAAAAAAAAAUUUGUAGAAAAACUCACCACGCCCAAGUACGAAAUGCCUGAAAGUGAUUGGGAAAAACUAUGCAAUUUUUCAUAUGAUCUUUUAUUAGAGCAUACAACUCGUGUACACGCUGAGGUUGGUGAAUAUAUUCUCGCUUGGGUGGCCCGUACUCAAACACAAUUAUAUAUGGAAUAUUUUAAUUCAGACGACUUGAAACAUAGCCUCGAACAAGUUGGUGCAAAU